GAUGUCUACAGACAGUUGGCUGAAGUGACUUUGACUUCAGUUUUGGUGUUCAACAGGAAGAGAUCUGGUGAGGUGUCCAAAAUGAAGUUGUCCGACUUUGAUAAGUGUAAGAAAGGUGAAGAAGGCAUCAUGAUGGAAGGCUUGUCAGGGUGGGAGAAGGAGUUGUGCAAAAUUGUCUGGCGCAUGGAGAUCGUCGGGAAGAGAGGAAGGACUGUACCAGUGCUCCUGACAGAGGACUUGAAACAAAGUAUGGACCUUCUCAAGUGCAAAAGAGAACAGGCUGGUGUAAUGAAUGGAAAUAAAUUCAUGUUUCCAGUCCAGAGUUCCCUAGGCCAUAUCAGAGGUUCUGAUGUUCUUCGUAAACAUGCAGGAUUAUGUGGAGCUAGCAAGCCUGAGUACCUUAGGUCAACUCGUUUACGUAAGCACAUCGGCACUGUUGCACAAGUAAUGAACUUGAGGGAUCAUGAGCAGGACAUACUGGCUAAUUUCAUGGGUCAUGAUAUCAGGGUUCAUAGGGAGUUUUAUCGCCUCCCGGAGCAAACACUACAGGUCGCAAAGGUUUCGAAGGUGCUACUUCAGAUGGAAAAGGGAAACCUGUCGAGCCUGGCUGGAAGCAGUCUUGAUGAGAUCCGUGUAGAGGAAGAAGAAGAAGCUCCAAUGGAUGAACCACUACAUGAGGAUGUCGAUCAUGAGGAUGAGGUGCAUGUGGGGUCAAAGAAGAAGGGCAGCAGUGGCCAGAAGAAGAAUUCACACCACCAGGGAGAAGAACCAACCGGAGGUGAUGAAGAUGUCGAUCAUGACGAUGAGAGGCACGUGGGCUCAAAGAAGAAGGGCAGCAGUGGCCAGAAGAAGAAUUCACACCACCAGGGAGAAGAACCAACCGGAGGUGAUGAAGAUGUCGAUCAUGACGAUGAGAGGCACGUGGGCUCAAAGAAGAAGGGCAGCAGUGGCCAGAAGAAGAAUUCACACCACCAGGGAGAAGAACCAACCGGAGGUGGGAAGGCCUCAAAGAAAGCUAGUAGUAUGAGCAGUAAACACAACGCACACAACGAGGAGGGGAAAAGGAGAACCAGGAAGAUAACCAAAACACCAUGGAGCAAUGACGAGAAGAUGGCUGUAGUCAAGAAUUUUGGCCAUUGUUUUCAAACAUGCAAGUUGCCUGGUAAACAGGAAAUCGUGUCUGUCUUGUCAUCUGAACGUGUCUUGCAAGAAAGAACAUGGACUAACAUCAAGGAUUUCGUGAGAAAUCGACUAGGGAAAAAGGAUCCUUUAGAUUUUAUCUAAAAUUUAUCCAGCUCCAGUGUGGGAUCAAUGUUUCCCUUGUCUUCAUCAUGCACUAUAGUGUGGUCUUUGUUAUUUAUUGUUCAGACCCCAGGUAGAGGGGAUUCUAGUUAACUCUUGUUUUUCAGACAUGAGGAUGGAAAAGUUAAUUUACACAAGGCAAAUAAUGUGAAAAUUCUCCGCAAAUAAUCCAAAUUGCUUCUUUCACCUCAAUCACUACCCCAAACUGCCUCCUCAAAGGACAUAAUAAUUUCAGUCACCUUCAGCUGUGAAUUUCACUAAGCUUUAGGUUUUAAGAAUCCAGAUUAAGAAGUGCAGUUGCCUUUUAGUUUUUCAAUCUUCAGGUUGGAGAUUUGAAUUAUGCUUACAUUAUGCGUCUUAAACCCCAAGUUGGGGAUUUCACUUACCUAUACCUUUUUUAGACCCCAGGUUGGGGAUUUAAGUUACUUUCAUUUUUUUCACUCAAGUUUGGAGAUUUUAAAUUUUUGUUCUCAGGCUCAGGUUGGGGAUUGCAGUAAUCUUUUUCAGGUCCCAGCCUACCUUUAUUUUUUGAUACCCUGGGUUGGGGAUUUCGGUUUGCUUCAGUUCUUUAGGCCCAAGUUGGAAAUUUCGGUUGCGAUAGCUUUUCAGGCCCAGAAUUGGGAAUCGAGGUUUCCUUUUGUUUUUGUCUGAAUUUUUUUCUGGCCUCAAGCUGAGGAUUGGGAUUGCCUUCAGUUUGUUCACGCCUUAGGGUGGGGAUUUUUGCUUCGAAUUGGGAACUGUUUGAAAGAGAUUCGGACAAUCCCAGUUUCACUUUUUUUAAACCUUCAUUGUUGCCUUACCUCAGUUAUUGGACA
This is a messenger RNA of Patiria miniata (bat star), 2117 nucleotides long. RefSeq lists its product as uncharacterized. The transcript has 5 exons. The record is from RefSeq and is a predicted model, not a curated record. The coding region runs from base 82 to 1284 and encodes 400 amino acids. Lineage: Eukaryota; Metazoa; Echinodermata; Asteroidea; Valvatida; Asterinidae.